CCCCGACUCCCUCGCAUUCUCUCUCUGCUCUCUCCGACUCCCUCACAGCCUCUCUCCAACUCCCUCACUACCAGACGCCAGUCCACCUCCGUCAAGACUGUCCAGCCGUCUUCCGCUCAGGCGCCGCCAGCGCAGGCCUGUAGGCUGCAGCACUCCGCCAGUCCUCCUCUGCGACUCCGCCUAGCGCCUCAAGCGCGGCAGCCGGCAGGCGCCCCUCAGGCCUCAAUCCGGCUUCCGGCUCUCUCUCUCGCGGUGACGCUGGCCUCGUCUUAGGCGAGGCUCUGUCGAAUUCCCAAUAUCAACAUUUUCUCGCCGCCCCUAGCCCUAGUUAAUGUUAUAUUUGAAAAGCCUUGAGUGGUGCGUUGUUUGUUGAUAAUACUAAUUUGAGAUGGCAUUCAGAGGACGGGGACGGGGACGAGGACCAGGACGUGGUGGUGGUUUUGGGUCUGGGCAUUGUAGACAAGAGGAAUUUGUCCUUUUCCCUUUGCAGGAUGUUGAAUUACCUGACAUCAACAGUGUGGUGAAAGAUAGGGCAUUAGUUGCAUGGAAUUGUAGGUUGGAAAGUUUUUGGCAGUCCUCUCCUUACCAUCUUAAAGUGACAGUCUCAAAAGAAAUCCAGGAGACAGACAUAGAAAGGUUCUCAGACAGGGGCAAGCAAAAGAGCACAAAGAACUCUGGUUCUAUUGCGGAAUAUAUGAAGUUCAAUAAGAAUAACUUCCCUUUAGAACUUUUUUAUGGGAGAUCGCAGCUAAAAAAGCCAAAGAAAGUGAGGUGGAAUCCAGAUUCAGACUUGCAGAAGUUAGAUUUCUUGGAGAAUCUGGAACAAAAGCAUCAGGGCCAGGAGGGCACGGGCGGAAAGGAAAAGAAUGAAGACAAUAAUGAGGAUGAAGAUGAAGAUGCAGUGGCAGAGGACGAGGAGUUCAGUGAUGAUGGCGAUUAUAAUCAGAACAUCGAUUUUGAUGAUGAUGAAGAUGAUUAUAACAUGGCAGAUGACAAUGAUGGUAUGCACCUUCUCUCUGGAACUUGCUAUUUGCAUACGGGUUAUAUUUUUCUUUGGACUAUAAGAAAUUUUGUAUUUACGAGAUAUUAUUAUUAUUAUUAUUAUUAUUAUUAUUAUUAUUUUGCGGCACAAUGCCUAAACUUUCAUUCUGUCCACUAGCUAUUGUUUCUGGCCUCUAUUAUUGCAGAUGAAGGAAUCUAUUAAUUGCUGCGGAGAGCCAAGUUUUUCAGUUCUUUCCCAAUCUGCUUUGUGGCAGGAAUGGGAGUGCCCUUCCUUUUUGUAUGUGGAUGACCUUGGCAAUGGUGUAGAUUGUAAAUGGAGUGCCGUAUCUUAUUUUUUAGCUUUUUUUUUUUUUUUUCAAUUUUCUAAGAAGAAUUUAAGGCUCACAUGACUCAAGAAAGUUAAUAAAGUUAUUGUUAGGCUAAUUGGAUCA
Molecule: messenger RNA, 1433 nt
Organism: Malania oleifera
Lineage: Eukaryota; Viridiplantae; Streptophyta; Magnoliopsida; Santalales; Ximeniaceae
Exons: 8
Coding region: 389-1159 (256 amino acids)
Biological process (GO): transcription by RNA polymerase III
Cellular component (GO): RNA polymerase III complex
Source: RefSeq, a predicted model, not a curated record